Molecule: messenger RNA, 698 nt
Organism: Owenia fusiformis
Lineage: Eukaryota; Metazoa; Annelida; Polychaeta; Sabellida; Oweniidae
Source: the annotation of a GenBank genome assembly
CAGACUCUGCUAUAGACUUUUCUGGUCUUGUUGCUGCACUUUCUUCAAACAAACAAGGAAACAACAAGGUAGUCUUGAUAAAUGACAAAUAUCUACAAACACAUGGAUGAUGACUGAACAAGGCCAAAAUGCCAGAUCAAUGAAGCAGCCAGUAUCAAGUGAGAGUGAGUCAGCUAGUGAAGGUCACUAUAACCAUGAAGCUAAUUUGCCCAAGCCUCCAAGUGCCACCUAUAGUGUGCUCCAGGAACCAGACCUAGCUGGGACGUAUCAAUAUACCUUCCUCUCUCAAGGAACUUCGAAUUACCAGCAGGAGAAUGCUGAUGAUAUUAUAGAAAGUGACCAAGAGAUGUACACCAAUGCUGAUUAUUCUAUGCAGGAUUAUGCCAAUGCAGAUGAUCUUACUAUGCAUAGCGCCCCCUAUGAUAACAUCGAUGCCAACAGUGAUGCCAUAGCACAUACAGAUGCUGUGCUUCGGGAGAAGAUCAAUGGUGAGAUUGAGGCCUUCCAAUCUGCUCUCCACAAUCUGUUAUCUGAGAGAAAUCUACACCUUUACCAACUUAUCAGGCCAAGUGAUAGUGGAACACAGCAUGUUUUGGAUGAAGACAUCACAUUCCUGGAGAAUACUUCAGAUGAUAAGAAUACAACAGGUUCAAGUGGGCAAAAUUCUCAACAAACCGACCAUUCUUACAUGUUUGGCA